UUGGCGACGAAGGAUGAGGGGCUUGUGAGCGAUAAAGCCUACCAUGAACUGAGGAUGGCGCUCCCCGAAAGUUUCCGAAGUCACGUCCCGCCACUGUCAACAAUAUUGCAGGAAAGGAGGACACAAAAUAAGGAAAUCGAAGUAAUUCCAAUUCCAGAGGUAAAUUAUUUUGUUGGUAAACUUAUAUUACACUCGAGGCAGAUAUAGCUUUUUAAAGUACGAUGGAGGUGGCUCCCCACAGUAAGUUUAACAGGAUGACAAGCGGAAGCCAUAUAAUUUCUUAUGCAUAAGGGUUUGUGUUCCUGGCAUUCACGCUGAUUUAUCAACAACAAUCCAAGACUUUUUAUUUUGAUCAUUUGUGUGUGUCAAAGGUGCUAUAUGGCAACAAGCAUUGACUUUCAGUGAGGGCAAAAAGCUUUGCUGAAAGUGAAAAACAUUCAGUCAGCACAUUUGCCAAAGAAAACAAUUUUAAACCAUAUUUAACUAAGCCUAUGUUUAAUCUUUGGUGGGUAUGAGAUUAGUCUCUUAUGAUGUUGUAACAAUUUUUUUCUGAUUGUGUCAAAUACUUAUUAAUUACUUUUUUUGGGGGUUUUGAAUUAAUGCAGGCCAAGCAAGGUGAUGGUGCCCGUAGAAGUGUUUGCGAUGUUCUGGAAUAUUUAAUCACUAUACCCGAAGUCAAAGAGGCCAUCAAGAAAGAUGGUUCUAAAAUUAAGCUCCGAUUUGCGGCGGAUGGGAGGCGAACCAGCAAAAGAAUCGGCACCGUGAUGGCAGUUUUUAACAUCUUGUGUGAGAACAAAGCAACGUAUGAAUACCAGUAUACCCUGGCAUUGUACAAUGGUAAG
This is a messenger RNA of Pocillopora meandrina, 842 nucleotides long. The record is from the annotation of a GenBank genome assembly. NCBI's taxonomy places the organism in Eukaryota, Metazoa, Cnidaria, Anthozoa, Scleractinia, Pocilloporidae.